UUUUUGAAGGUUUGACCGGAAGUAGCACUAUUUUGUUCUGCCUUGACGCUGAUUUAGAGAAGUUGUAUUUACUGGUUGUGACCACUAGAGGGCGACAACUCAAACUCGAACGGCGGUAUUUUGACGUAAACAUGAUAUUUAACCUAGCCUAGCCAAGCUAAGUUACAGGCCAUAUCUAAUUUUUCCUAGUGUAUCGCUAACGGUGCUUACACUGUCAGAGAGACUGGCUACACCUGACAUUACCUGUUUGAUGUCAAAUAAAAGUUAUCUGUCACUGCUUGGGGACAAACUUGCAAAGCAGGUGCUAGCUACCACAGGCCGCUUCGUUAGUCAUGAAGACACUCACCUGGAGGCCAUCACUGCCAAGUGGAUACAUAGCUGGAGAUGGACUAAACAUCUGUCUCAAAGUUCCCAUGAUUUCAGAGACUAUGAGAUGGUCUGGACCGAUGGAACUGGACCUCUCCCUGUUUCAGAGUGUGUCAUGUCACCAUAAGAGUGAAAGUGCAGACCGUGUGUGUUGGGAGCUGACAGCCAUGGCGGAUACAGGUGUCAAAAAGGAGCACGCAGCCCUGGAGGAAGUGGCCUACGAUGACGAGGAGGUGGCUCUGGUGAGCGCUGCCACCGAGCCCGCUGUAGAGGACGAUGACCCUGCCGAGGAGGUGGACCUGGUGCUGGCCACCGGCCCCGGAGGCAAGAGCGAAGCGCAGAUGAACGGGGUCAUGGUUCUGUCUCUGCUAGACAAGAUCAUCGGGGUGGUGGACCAGAUCCAGCAGACCCAGAACGGGCUCGAGGCCCGGCAGGAGGCCAUGGAGAAGUCAGUGUCGAGCAUCCAAGGGGAGCUGACGAAAUUGUCUAAGAACCACGUCGGCACGACCAACACGGUCAACAAAAUGCUGGACAAGGUACGGAAGGUCAGCGUCAACGUCAAGACGGUGCGCAGCAACCUGGAGAAGCAGGCGGGCCAGAUCAAGAAGCUGGAGAGCAACGAGAACGAGCUGCUCAAGAGACGCAACUUCAAAGUCCUCAUCUACCAGGAUCAAGUGAAGCCACUGAAGACAUCCAAAAGCAAGACAGCAGAGACAGCUGUUGAAGGUAAAGCCGUGGAGGGACUGGAGCAGAUACGUGAGGAGGGACAAGAGGGAGUCCCAGACAAUCUCAACUCGGAUGAAGAAGUGGAGAUUGAAGAGAUUAUCGAGGAGUCUCGUACCAAGCGUCUUCAACGCACCACCAAGCAGCAAGUGGACAACAUAAAGAAAGCCUUCUCCAAAGAGAAAAUGGAGAAGACGAAGCUAAAGACCAAGGAGAACUUGGAGAAAACCAAGCAGAGAACCCGUGAGAACCUGGAGAAGACGAGACAGAGAACCCGUGACAACCUGGAGAAAACCAAGCACAGCCUGGAGAAGAAGAUUGGCAAGCUCGGGACCCGCAUGACCCCCACCCAGGAGCGCCGGGCAAAGAUGAAGAGCUCAAAAGACAAGGUGAAGAAGUCCCUCACCCCUGACCACACGGUCUACGCUCGGUCCAAGACCACUGUGUACCGCGUGCCUCCCUUUACCUUCCAUGUUAAGAAGAUCCGAGAAGGGGAGGAGGAGGUGUUGGAGAACACAGAGAUGGUGGAGGUGGCCGAGGCCGAGGACCAGCCAGGGGGAGAGGAGAACGGGUUGGGUGUGCACGUGGAGGUGGAGGAAGGGGAGCUGGUGAGUGUAGACAGCCCAGAGAUGGAGGCUCUGUUGGAGGUGACUGAGGACUCUCAGCUGGUCAGCCUGGAGCCAGAUCACCUAAAGAAGGCCCAAAGUGAAUAGGGCAUCCCAGCGAGAUAAAAGGAAAAAGAGGGGAACCGAGUCUUGAUGAAUGAGUCUAAUCACAAGGACACAAUAUUAGUCGUAGGAACUUUCUAGACGUGAUCACAAUCUAUGACAUCUCAUUUGUUUUCUGAUCUCUUUAUAUUGUACCCAUCAGGUGUGACUUUCAUAUUCGCUCCUCUUUAGCAUAUAAAUAAGAAAAAUAAAAGAAAAACAAAGCUAGCUUUUGAAAGAUGGUGCAGGUUGACGGGUUAUCUUAAACCUGUAUGUUUGUUGUAUUUUCUGUUUGUUGUUGGUUUCAUAAAUAGAUAUAUAAGGCUAUAAGAAAAAAGAUAUACAUAGUCUUUGCUAUUGAGAUGUGUAAUAUAAUAUUUGCCAUGUAUGAUAUGCACCUUAAGAGGUAUGGUAACAGGAAGUUGUCGGCAGGAUUUAUGUUUUAAUGGAUGGUUUCAAUGAUGUUAUGAGCACUUGCUGAACAAAAAAUAAACAAUUAAGCGAGGUUCAGGCCUACAGAAGGAAUACAGAAUGGAAGAGACAGGUGGAGCGGUAAUCCUUGAUUUAAAGAACAUGCAAGAACAUGUUAAAAGCAUCAGUGAAUAAAUCUUAUAUGCUACCAAUGUUACAAUAUAAUGUUUCUCAAUGUAUAUUACAGUGCUAAUGACUAAAAAUUUGGCUUAACCUCUGCUGAAGUACUUAAAAUACAUUAAAACACUCAUAGAUUAAACUAUUGGAUUAUUUAAACACUUACAGAUGGCACUAUAUGAAAGUUAAACCUAUGAAAAAAAAAGUUAAGAUCUAAUGUGUAAUGUUGAAAAACAGAUCAAUAUCCUGUGUAGACAUCAUAAGAAGAUUGUGAGAAAGGGAUUAUGAAGACCUGCUGAUAGCAGUGAAAUUUAGAAUAUUACUUUUGCUCAGGUGUAAAUUUACAAGACAUUCAUAUAAACACCAUAAAAUCUAUAUUUAUUGCAUCUGGACAUGAUGUAUUUUCGCAGACUUCCACAUAGCACACCUCGCACAGAGGAGAAGAAGAACGACUUUGUCACCAUGGUCACAGCUCAUCACAGUACAUUUGCACAUCCCUAUUACAUUUUCCCAGGGUAAUUGCAGGCAGAAUAAUGAUGGUCUGACGAAGAAAAUGACAGUUUAAUGAUUCAAUACGCAACACGUGGAGAUGCAAAUAUCAUCCUAACUGCAGUCUAAGUGAGACGGCACACUGCCAAGUUUCAGAAAUGGCCAUGAAGUUUGAUGAAUGUCAGAACUGCGGAACAGCAUGCUGUAUUCCAGAAAUAGUUUUAGCAGAAACUGAGUACAAUCUUGUGUAGUUCCUCACUGAAGCCAUCCAACCAUUAUUAAUACAUGAGGUUAUCUUUGCAUAUUAGAGAAGAUGACAUGCAGGAUUUAGAAGACUUCAUGACAAUUGGAUUGUAGUUAUCUGAGCCUGAUGUAAAAUGGCAGUAGCAAUGUUCAGUCAUCGUUUUAAUCGUGUAAAAUGAGCACACAGGGCUGCAGACAUGAUAGGAAGAGGGAGCUCCUAGUGACCUCCCUGGAGACUGUGUGAUCUUGAUGUGGUGCAGGCACGCAGAAGCCCACUGCGUAGCAUGAAACACCAUUAAGAUAAUCAAUGGGCUGGGGAAUGCAAUUAAGGAGAGUGCUCCCUGCGAGCACUGAGCAGGGUAGAGAAAAGCAAGAGGGACAGAGAACAUUGGUGUGUGAACACAAGUGUGUUUGUGUGAAUGUUCGUGUGUGAUUGUGAAAAGUAAGUAUGUGCAUACCAUAUAUCCACACUUACAUUUUGCUGUAACUCCAAGUUAUUGUUUCACAAAAGAGCAAAUGAAUCAAAUACACGCUUGCAAAAUCACUUAGGCUUAUGACUAUUAUAGUAGCAUCUUUUUUUUUUAUAGAUCUUUUGUCAAAAAUGUCCUCAUUGUCCAGCACAUUGAACACUGGAACACUUGUAAGAUAUUGAUCCCUUUAAAAAAAAAGAUGUGUGUGUUUGCAAUCAUGUAUAUUUUGCCUUGUUUUGAGCUACUGGCUAUUAAAAAAAAGAACAGAACAAGCCUGCAAUAAGCGUGAGGUAGGUCAUGCACAGCCUACAUUGAGACAUUGUUGAGAAUAAUGAUCAGUUACACAAUUGUGACACAUUUGUUCUUGGUGUUAUUGAUUAAUAUACAAAUAAUGAGCUAACAAUAAGCUUACUCUUUCUGUUGUGUUUAAGGCCUCUUUUGCCUAACCACUUCAAUAUAAAUAAAAGCUUACUGAAUAAUA
Messenger RNA from Acanthopagrus latus (yellowfin seabream), 4067 nucleotides. RefSeq names its product caveolae associated protein 1a (gene cavin1a). Gene Ontology annotation, molecular function: rRNA primary transcript binding. Gene Ontology annotation, cellular component: caveola; cytoplasm. The coding region runs from base 333 to 1802 and encodes 489 amino acids. Lineage: Eukaryota; Metazoa; Chordata; Actinopteri; Spariformes; Sparidae. The transcript has 4 exons. Gene Ontology annotation, biological process: transcription initiation at RNA polymerase I promoter; termination of RNA polymerase I transcription. The record is from RefSeq and is a predicted model, not a curated record.